UGACAGCUGUUUAUUAUGCAACAACCCUGUGAAGUAAAUAUCCCCAGGCACUGUCAGCAGCACUCAGGACCGGACUGGACUACCCAGAAGAGGAAGACCCCGGCAGGGCUGUGUGUGAAGUUCACUUCUGCUGAGCACCUUCUCUUCCAGAGACCUCAGUCAGCUCCCUCUCUCUGUCAGUCUGCAGUCACACUGAGGAUGGACUCCAAAACAGAAGCUCAGACCAAUGGAGUCCCAACCACACAGAAAAGCCCUGAGGCUCAGGAAAAAAACAGUACCCAGUCUAGCUGUGGAGGAUGCGGGAGGACUGUCCGGAGCUGGAUACCAGUCAACUUCAGAGAAGAAGCUGUCCAGUUACUGAAGCUAGCCGGACCAGUGUUUAUUUCACAGCUUAUGAUUUUCCUGAUCAGCUUUGUCAGCACUGUGUUUUGUGGACACUUGGGGAACACAGAGUUAGCUGGUGUAGCUUUGGCCAUAGCAGUUAUUAAUGUCACAGGUCUGUCCAUUGGUUCUGGCUUGGCGUCAGCAUGCGACACACUCAUUUCUCAGACGUUUGGCAGUAAUAACCUCAAGAGGGUGGGGGUGAUCCUACAGAGGGGCGUCCUCAUCCUCCUGCUGGCCUGCUUUCCCUGCUGGGCCAUACUCAUCAACACAGAGCCCAUCCUGCUGGCUGUCAGACAGAGCCCCAGGGUGGCCAGUCUCUCACAGCUGUAUGUAAAGAUUUACAUGCCUUCUCUCCCUGCUGCUUUCAUGUACCAGUUACAAGGUCGAUACCUGCAGAAUCAGGGCAUCAUAUGGCCUCAGGUCAUCACUGGAGCUGCUGGAAACAUCCUGAAUGCUUUGAUAAACUACAUCUUCCUUCAUUUGCUUCAUCUGGGUGUGGCUGGUUCUGCUGCAGCAAACUCAAUUUCUCAGUGUUCCUUGGCUGUGUUUCUCUACGUUUACAUCCGCUGGAAGGGGUUACACAAGGCCACCUGGGAUGGCUGGUCUCGUGAUUGCCUGCAAGAGUGGGGUGCCUUCAUCCGCCUGGCUUUCCCCAGCAUGCUGAUGCUGUGCGUAGAGUGGUGGACAUAUGAGAUCGGAGGAUUUUUGGCAGGUCUCAUUGGUGAAACUGAGUUGGGAGCCCAGUCUGUUAUCUAUGAGUUAGCCACUAUUGCAUACAUGUUUCCUCUGGGAUUUGCUGUGGCAGCCAGUGUGAGAGUGGGCAAUGCUCUGGGAGCCGGCAACACAGAACAGGCCAAACUCUCUGGGAAAGUGGCUCUGAUAUGUGGGCUCCUGGUCUCGUGUGGAGUUGCUGCUUUAAUCAGUGGAUUGAAAGAUGUAAUUGCAUACACCUUUACUACUGAACAGGAAAUUAUAGUCAGAGUUUCAGAAGUCAUGGCCAUGUACGGCUUCUUCCACCUAUUUGAUGCAACUGCGGCUAUCACAGGUGGUAUUGUCAGAGGGGCAGGAAAGCAGCUGGUUGGUGCUAUGUGUAAUAUUGUUGGCUACUAUUUUGUGGGCUUCCCACUUGGAGUGUCCUUGAUGUUUGCACUCAGUAUGGGCAUAGUUGGUUUGUGGGCUGGCUUUUUUGUAUGUGUCUUCCUGCAGUCUGUCUUCUUUCUCAUACUAAUUUGCAAACUUGACUGGAAAAAAGCAACUAAAGAGGCUCAGGUAAGAGCAGGUAUUUGCCAAACUGAGAUGAAAGAUGAAUCGUAUGCUAUGGAGAAUAAGAGCUGUGAAGCAGAUGAAUAUCAGGGGACCAAACCCAGUAAAGAAGACCACACUUAUAAAAACCCUGACAUAGAAGGCCAGAACAAAUGUGAAGAAACACAAACUGCUGAGGAGAAAAGAGUUGCAGUUAUUGGGGAAAUGCUGUCCACCAAGCAAUUAGUCAUUCGCCGAGGACUCGCCGUUUUCCUGAUGGUGCUCAUUCUCGCUGGUGGGAUCGUACUCAACAUUUUUCUCACAGAUUUCCUCAAACAAGUCUGAGAGCUAAUAAUUCUACUGCCAAGAAGAACCUUUCCCAACAAGACGCAGGGAGGGAGGAAACACUAUCCUGUUUUCAAGGCCGAGGGUCAAACUCUCUCUGGAAAGUUGAAAACAGGAGCGUCGCUUUAUCCGUACUGAAACCAAUAUGAAAUCUGUUAAAGCUUUGGUCAGAUCACAUGAUGUUGACUAGUUCAGCUGUUUUUCUGAGCUGUAUCACAUCACAACAGCAGAUGUGGGAAAAUAAGCCAAAGAGCUGUUAAACUUGAAAUCAUGAAUUGAGCAACUCUGUGCCCAUCCAUUCCACUGGACUGCACUGCACUUCUAAAGGACUUGUACUUUAAUCUUAAUUUAAGAGCCAGUUAAGCUACUGUUAAAUCUUUCUUUUACUUCAGAUUAAAUUAUAUAGGAUUACAAAUGUGACUAACCUGCUGAGCUGCUGACAUUUUAGUUUUCAGGUUUACUAAGAUCGAGCACACUGAUUAAAGAUUAAAGGGGUAGUUCAAUUCAAAUCACUGAUAAAUGAUCUAAUACACAAAUAGUACAUUAAAGUAUCGUGGGUUAAAUUCCUAAAUGCUGUAUAUGGAUUCAUAAAAUUUUGAAAAAAUUAUCUGGCAUACAGUGCCAAAAAAUCUAUAAUAUAAUGUAUAAUGUGUUACAUUUCCAACAAGAAGCACUUAUGCUCUUUGAAAGAAAAUAAUAAUAAUUUAUUCAUCACCACAAGUAUUGUAACAGGUGGCUCAACUUAGAAUGUGUUUUAACAGUGAUUUAUCAUAUUAGCCUAAUACGGGCUAUAGUUUAGAAAUCACUACUAGUUUUUAUUCAAACAAUGUAUUUUGUUUGCUUUGGAUAAAUAAUAAAAAAUAAACUACCAUUUUAAAGCUUCUCAAGUGAUAAAUACAAAAGUAUACAAGACAUAUCAAUGAGAGAAUCAUUUUACCAAGUUUAAUUUGCCCCUUAAAAGGAUCAUGGAUUAAAUAUAACUAUUAAAGAAUUCAGUGUAAUUUCUGUAUGCUGAUUUUAAAAUGAUGAACUACCCCUUCAAAGUAGGAACAUUUUAGCACUUGCCUUAGCAGCUAUGUGUAACUUUUCUAUAGAGAUUGGUGUUAGUUUUUUUUUU
Molecule: messenger RNA, 3088 nt
Organism: Astyanax mexicanus (Mexican tetra)
Lineage: Eukaryota; Metazoa; Chordata; Actinopteri; Characiformes; Acestrorhamphidae
Gene: slc47a2.1
Product: solute carrier family 47 member 2, tandem duplicate 1
Exons: 18
Coding region: 16-1971 (651 amino acids)
Biological process (GO): xenobiotic detoxification by transmembrane export across the plasma membrane
Cellular component (GO): membrane
Molecular function (GO): antiporter activity; xenobiotic transmembrane transporter activity
Source: RefSeq, a predicted model, not a curated record